Paramecium pentaurelia is the source of this 1424-nucleotide messenger RNA. Lineage: Eukaryota; Ciliophora; Oligohymenophorea; Peniculida; Parameciidae. The record is from the annotation of a GenBank genome assembly.
AUGUAUCAAAGUGAUGCAAGAAAAAAUAGAAGUAUUUAUGUAAUUUUGGAUUAGCCAAUUAGUCCUCAUUCAAUAGAAUUGAUUCUUUACUUGAUUAGAGUUUGGAUGAUAUUGAAAAGAUGUUUAAUUAAAGAUUCCAAUAAUAAUAAGAAUCAAGAAACUAUUAAUAACAUAAUUCAUUACCUGAAUUGUUAAUACCAAAUAUAAACAAUAAAUAAUUUAAUAAUUAAUUGAUCCCUUAAAUAGCAUCUUUAAUCAAAGUUUAUAUUCAAAAUCAAGUAAAAAAGAAAGAAGAAGGUCUUAAUUAAGAAUUUAUAAAUUAAUGCAAUUUAAUUUAAUAAAAAGAAAACAUUCAAAAGCAAUCACUUGAAGAAAUAAUCAAAUUCAAAGAAAAUUAAUUAUAAUUUCAAUAAUAAUAAAUUAACUAAAUUUUAAAUUAAUAAAUAUCUCCUUAAUUAAUAUUUAAACCAUUCAAUUAUCAAUUGUGAUAGAAUAAUUCAAUUCAAUAUCAUAAUGAAUUUUAUGCAAUAGAUAUUAAUAAAGAUUGUUCAAUUGUAAUAGCUGGAUGUAAUAGUUAUAUUGAAGUAUUUGAAUUUAAAUAAGAAGUGUUGAAACAAACUCAACUUCUGAGAGAACAUUAAGAUGAUGUAAAUACUUUAAAGUUUAUGAAUAAAUCUAAUCACUUUAUAUCUGGAAGUCAAGAUAAUUCAAUCAUAAUAUGGUCGAUGAAUCAAAACAAUUAAUGGAUUAACUAAUAGAAAUUAAAUGGACAUUGUGGAACAAUAUUUUGUUUAAUUUUGAAUAAUAAUGAAGAUUUGAUCAUUUCAGGUAGUAGUGAUAAGACUAUUAAAUUUUGGAUAAAGUAGAAUCAAUAAUGGCUAUGUUAAUAAACUAUCACAGAUCAUACUAGUAGUGUAUAUGGAUUAAGUAUAAAUUAACAAUAGAAUAAAGUGAUUUCAUGUGGAUAUGAUAAUUAAAUAUUAAUAAUAGAACAAUCAUAAUAGGAUUCUAAAUGGAUUGUAAUCUAAAAGAUAAAGGUUGAAACACAUGGUAAGAGAAUAUGCUUUAUAAAUGAUAAUGUAUUCAUAUUUUAACCAAAUUGUAAAGAAUAAAUGCAUGUUUAUGAAAUGAAUAAUACUAAUAAAUAGUAUUUAAAGACAAAAGAUAUUCUUGUUAAAGGUGGUGGAAGUGAUAAUUGUUUAUUUCCUUAAUAGUAUAUAAAAUCAAAAUGCUUGGUUGUAAAUAAAAAUGGAAAGUAUGUGAAUUUGAUAAGGACAAAGGAAAAUGGAGAGUUUAAAACUGAAUAAUCCAUUGAAUUUGGAAAUUAUAAUUUAUAUGGAUGUAUGAGUGAUGAUGGGUAGUAUUUAAUAACUUGGGAUAGAGGUUCAUAUGAAAUUCAGAUUAGAAAAUACAAUGAAAUAUGA